GGCGUGGUCUAACAGUGGAGGACCGGCAACAGCGAACAUGGAGGUUUAGUUGUCGCCUUGUGUCCGUUGGAGAAGGAGGGUCUCACUGACGCGCAUUUUAUUUUCACUUUUCCUUUGUUAUACUUUGUUUUUUCGCCUUCUGUUCGGGCUUCGACAUGGAGAUGAAGAAGAGGAUUAGUCUGGAGCUGAGGAACAGAAAUCCAGCCGAGGUGGCCGAGCUGGUGGUGGAUAACUGUCGCUCCAGCGACGGUGAGGUGGAAGGACUCACGGACGAUUACACGGGGUUGGAGAUCCUCAGCAUGGUGAACGUCGGCCUCAGCUCGCUCUCCAAACUGCCCUCACUGCCCAAACUACGCAAGUUGGAGGUGAGCGAUAACACCAUCUCGGGGGGUCUGGACGCGCUGGCGGAGAAAUGUCCCAGCCUGACCUACCUGAACCUGAGUGGGAACAAGAUCAAGGAUCUGAGCACCAUCGAGCCUCUGCAAAACCUGAAGAACCUGAAGAGCCUGGACCUGUACAGCUGUGAGGUCUCGGCGCUGGACGACUACAGAGAGGGCGUCUUCGAGCUGCUCCCUCAGCUCACUUACCUGGACGGGUUUGACGAGGAAGACAAUGAGGUGCCCGACUCCGAGGCCGAGAACGAUGAGGAUGAUGAAGCUGGCCCGCCGGGAGAUGACGAUGAUGAAGAUGACGAUGAGGAUGAGGAAGGCUCUGAGGGAGACGAGGACGAGGUCGGUCUGUCGUACCUGAUGAAGGAGGGAAUCCAGGAUGAAGAGGACGAUGGAGACUACGUCGAGGAGGACGAAGAGGACGAGGAGGAAGAAGAGGAUGGAGAUGAGGACGGCGCCGCUGUUCAGGGCGAGAAGAGGAAGAGAGACGCCGAUGAUGAAGGUGAAGAUGACGACGACGAGUAGUCCAACCACCUUCGUACGCUAUAUCGUCUGACACCCCCGCCUCCCCCCGCCCCUCCCCACCUCCACCUGACCCUGGCAGGACGUGGUUUUGGAGCUCCAGACAAACGGGAAGCUGAGAUCAGGCUCAUCGCUGUCCUUCACUGCGGUGAUGUCACUCCUCCGCCGGUCAGCUGGUCAGCAGGAAGUCGAUAACAGAGCUCAGAAAUGCACCGCGUUCCCUCAGACAUGUCACGCACAGAUAUGGAAUUCAGGAAAAUCAUGAAGGACAAAAAAAAUAGGAACACCUCAGCAGCUCCUCAGUCUGCUCCAGAUUCAUCACCUCCUCAUCCUCAGCACCCGCCGACUGCUCAUCACACAGACAGCAGAGGGCGGCCACACGCCAUUCCUCACCCCUGUGAUACGAAUAUUUAACAAUCCCAGGAACGCCCUACGUGAUUGGUGUUUAUCUAAAUGAUGUCAUCGUAGUCUAAGGAGCUUGGAAAGAAAAGCGUCUGGACUGCAGAGGGCAGAACUGAAGAAGCUUCUCAGAUGAGAGGUGAAACAUCUUCAAGCCGCUUAAAGUCCAGACGCUUUUCUUUCCAAGCUCCUUAGACAUCACAGUGAUGAUGUCAUCAGCGGUGGUGACGGGAAAUCAAUUAGGGUCUGAAAACAUUUCAUUUUCCCGUCAGCUCGCUAUAAGAGCCCCACGCGCUACUGGUGAUGUCAUCACAAAGCCACACCCAUUAACGCGUUUUUGGAUUUUGGGGGAGGGUUUUAAAUCACCACAUCUCGGGGUGUGAUGGGUGGCGGCGUCUCCGUCUGUAAUCUGUGGAGCGUCUGCGCUGAUGUCACUUAACACACGCUCGCGUCUUGGACCCGUUGAUGGUCUUAAAGUCUCUAAAACCCUCGUUGGGGGCGUGGUCAUGAUGUUCUGUCAUUGAUCUGUUUUAAACUAUCGGUCGGUCAAUCGAGUGUUUUUAUUUGGCUUUAUUGAUCUGAAACGAGUCAGCUGUUUCCUUUGUUUUCAUUCAGUUUUUAUCUGCAAAAAAAAGGAAAAAUAAACAGGAAGUGACCUGCAGCGGCGGGCUGUCAGCUGAUUGGUGGGCUGGUAUCUGGAAUCACACUACAGCGCUGUCAGACUGUCUGCCUAGAGAACGCGGUGUGUUCCUGUCUCUCCUUUAUUGAUUAUUGAUCAGCUGGAAGGCGGAGCUCCUCCCAGUCAACCCAGUUCUCCUGAGCCUGUGACUCCAGACACUACACUACCCAUGAUUCUCAGCAGCUGAUUGCGCCAAACAUGGAUCCAGAGUUGCCCUCCUCUCUGCUCUCUGAUUGGAUGAAUCCAAAGCAGUGCACUCUGGAAAUUGUAGUUGGCUCCUCCCCUAAGCUUUUUUUCUUCAUUCUUUUAAAUUGACUGUUACUGUUUUAACCCCGCCCCUGUCACCUGUGGGUCUGUGGCCUCCCUUCCCACCAUCACGGGUCCCUGUGUAAAUAGAAGUGAACUGGUCUCUGUAGGUUUGUGCUGUCGUCCGUUUGGCCUGAUCUGUCGUGUUAAGUUUGGAAGCGUGAAGCUGGAGCGAUGCUCCUCCUCCUCCGUAAUUUUAUUUUUUUAUUCCUGUGUUCUGAUCGUGUUGCUGUAACCAGAGUGUUUUUGAAUAAAAUGACUGAAAUCUC
Pelmatolapia mariae (spotted tilapia) is the source of this 2564-nucleotide messenger RNA. RefSeq names its product acidic (leucine-rich) nuclear phosphoprotein 32 family, member E (gene anp32e). The record is from RefSeq and is a predicted model, not a curated record. Gene Ontology annotation, biological process: regulation of apoptotic process. The transcript has 7 exons. Gene Ontology annotation, cellular component: nucleus. Lineage: Eukaryota; Metazoa; Chordata; Actinopteri; Cichliformes; Cichlidae. The coding region runs from base 156 to 914 and encodes 252 amino acids. Gene Ontology annotation, molecular function: phosphatase inhibitor activity; histone binding.